AUGGCAGCCACGGCUCUGCGCAGCGCGCGGCGUCUGAAUGCCCUCGGUGGCAACCAACUUCUCGUGCGACGGCUCACCACCGCUGUCGCCGCCACGAGUCGCCGAGAGGCCAUCAGACAAGCCAAGCCAUUUUCCGAUUUCCUGACCGAUAACUUUGAUCGCCAGCAUGACUACUUGCGCAUCAGCGUCACGGAGCGCUGCAACUUGCGCUGCCUCUACUGCAUGCCCGAAGAAGGAGUGCCUCUGUCGCCGCCCGACCACCUUCUCUCGACGCCAGAAAUAGUCUACCUCUCAUCCCUCUUCGUCUCCGAAGGCGUCAGCAAAAUCCGAUUGACGGGUGGCGAACCCACCGUGCGCCGCGACAUCGUCCCGCUCAUGCAAUCGAUCGGCUCUCUGCGCUCGCAAGGACUCCGCGAAUUGGCGCUGACCACGAAUGGCAUAUCACUUUGGCGGAAACUGGACAGCAUGGUCGAGGCCGGGUUGACGGGCGUAAACCUGAGUCUGGAUACGCUGGACCCAUUCCAGUUCCAGAUCAUGACGCGGCGCAAAGGAUUCGACGCAGUGAUGAAGAGCAUUGACCGGAUACUGGAGAUGAACAAACUAGGCGCGGGGGUCAAGCUCAAGAUCAAUUGCGUCGUGAUGCGCGGCUUGAACGACCGGGAGAUUCUGCCGUUUGUGGAACUCGGGCGGGAAAAAGACAUCGAGGUCCGCUUCAUCGAGUACAUGCCGUUCGACGGCAACAAGUGGAGCCAGAACAAGAUGCUGUCGUAUUCCGAGAUGUUGGACAUUAUCCGCGCGAAGUACCCGACAUUGAGGCAGGUCAAAGGACACAAAAACGACACGAGCAAGACUUGGGAAAUUCCUGGCUUCGUCGGCAAGAUUGGUUUCAUCACGAGCAUGACGCACAAUUUCUGUGGGACUUGCAACAGGCUGCGGAUCACCAGCGAUGGAAAUCUCAAGGUGUGCUUGUUCGGCAAUGCCGAGGUCUCGCUCAGAGACAUUUUGCGGAAGAGCGGCGAGGAAGGAAUGUCAGCUGAGCAACAAAACGAGCUACUUGAAGUCAUUGGCGCUGCAGUCAAGCGGAAAAAGGAGAAGCACGCCGGAAUGGGCGAGUUGGAAAACAUGAAAAACAGGCCGAUGAUAUUGAUUGGUGGGUGA
Messenger RNA from Aplosporella prunicola CBS 121167, 1158 nucleotides. RefSeq lists its product as uncharacterized. Gene Ontology annotation, molecular function: cyclic pyranopterin monophosphate synthase activity; GTP 3',8'-cyclase activity; metal ion binding. The record is from RefSeq and is a predicted model, not a curated record. The coding region runs from base 1 to 1158 and encodes 385 amino acids. The transcript has 2 exons. Lineage: Eukaryota; Fungi; Ascomycota; Dothideomycetes; Botryosphaeriales; Aplosporellaceae. Gene Ontology annotation, biological process: Mo-molybdopterin cofactor biosynthetic process.